This is a messenger RNA of Pseudozyma hubeiensis SY62, 1389 nucleotides long. Its product is annotated as microsomal dipeptidase. The record is from RefSeq and is a predicted model, not a curated record. The transcript has a single exon. Gene Ontology annotation, molecular function: metallodipeptidase activity. NCBI's taxonomy places the organism in Eukaryota, Fungi, Basidiomycota, Ustilaginomycetes, Ustilaginales, Ustilaginaceae. Bases 1 to 1389 code for a protein of 462 amino acids. Gene Ontology annotation, biological process: proteolysis.
AUGACAACCCCGACAGAGCGCAACAAAGAGCAGGAUGGUCUGCUUCCGAUUGCUAGCGCCAGAGCAGCACCGACGCAGGCACGGUCCUUCUCGACGAAGCUCAAGAUCCUGAUCUGCGCCGUGGCUUUCACCUUUGUCCUCUUGCGUCACCACAGCUUCAGCUUGAAUGCUGAUGUGGACGCUCGCUGUGAUGAAGCAGAGCUGCCGUCAGCCUUGCGCUGUAGAAAUGCACGCAAGCAUGCCGAACACCUGCUUGCGAGACACCCGCUCAUCGACGGACACGUUGACGUUCCUGUCGUUGCACGAUAUCGCUACGGCAACAAGAUCGAUCGCAUCCCUUUCGACCAACCAGCCUUCCCGAACGGAAGCUAUCCGACCAUCUCCCACGUCGAUAUUCCACGUCUGAGGGCAGGCGAGAGCGGUGGGUUCUUCUGGUCAUCCUACGUCGUCUGUCCUAACGAAACCACCGUCGGAACGAACUUCGAGAACGCCGCCACGGACAUUGCCGUCCGAGACACGCUCGAACAGCUCGAUGUGAUCAAGCAGAUGACCGACCGAUACGCUCACGACUUUGGUCUGGUUGGAAGUGUCGGCGAUGCACGAAAGGCGUUCAAGUCCGGACGGAUGAUCAGCUUUAUCGGUAUCGAAGGCGCACACUCGCUCGGCAACUCGCUCUUUGCUCUGCGUGCAUACGCUUCCAUGUUCACCGACUCGAUUCCGGGACCAGUUCGGUACUUGACUCUGACGCAUACGUGUCACAACGCCUUUGCGGACAGCGCUGGUCAAACACCACCCAAGUGGAAAGGUCUCAGCCCAUUCGCACCGCAUCUCAUUCACGAGCUAAACCGUCUCGCCAUCGUACCCGACCUUUCCCACGUCUCGGACGACACAGCACUUCAGACCAUUGACGUGACAAACGGACCCGUAAUGCUCUCCCAUUCCGCCGCGAGGCAUUUUCAGAAUAUCGCGAGGAACGUCCCUGAUGCGGUGCUGGAGAAUCUCGUCGCUUCCGGAAAAGACUUUGUCGUCAUGAUCAACGCCUACCCUGGCUUCAUUGGCGGAGAAGGAGACCUCGAACAGUACGUGAAGCACAUCGAGUACGUGAGUGAUAUGGUCGGAAGGAAGCAUGUUGGAGUGGGCACCGACUUUGAUGGCAUCAUCUCAGUUCCCAAGGGGCUCGAGGAUGUGAGCAAGUACCCGGAUCUGGUCGCCAGGCUGGUGGAGAGGGGUUGGUCAGAUCGCGAAUUGGUUGGAUUUGUAGGCGAGAAUGUGUUGAGGGUGUUGGAGGACGCGGAGAGAGUAGCGAGGCAGAUGCGAAGGGAUGGAGCGGAACCAGACAAUACCAGCUGGAAGGAUGUGUUCGGCUCGACCGAGCAUGGAGAGCUUUGA